Exophiala mesophila is the source of this 974-nucleotide messenger RNA. RefSeq lists its product as uncharacterized. Gene Ontology annotation, cellular component: cytosol. Bases 57 to 974 code for a protein of 305 amino acids. Gene Ontology annotation, molecular function: oxidoreductase activity. NCBI's taxonomy places the organism in Eukaryota, Fungi, Ascomycota, Eurotiomycetes, Chaetothyriales, Herpotrichiellaceae. The record is from RefSeq and is a predicted model, not a curated record. The transcript has 5 exons.
CCAGACUUGUGUCCAGCAUUUCUCUCAACCAACAAAAAGACUAUAUCUUUCGUAACAUGGCACUUGAUAUAUCACAUCCCGACUUCUGGACUCGGGCCCUCCAAUUUACCCCCAAUAUUCACCGUGAUCUGUAUCCUGCGAUCAGUCACGAGGCAGCAAGUAUUCAACAGAUUGCUCAAGGCAAAGUUGUGAUAGUCACGGGUGCUGGAAGUGGCUUCGGCAAAGGAGCUUGUUGGCAGUGGGCAAAAUCUGGUGUAGCAGCCAUCGCCCUGGCAGGACGGAGACAGCAGCAACUUGACCAAGUGAUCACGGAACUGCAGGCAGUGGCUCCACACACCAAAUACCUUGCAGUUCCAUGCGAUGUAUCUUCACUCGAGGAUACAGAGUACUUGUUUGACCAAGCUAUGGCCAGCUUCGGCCGCAUUGACGUGGUUGUGCAUGCCGCUGGUGUGCUUGGUCCCGUGAACAAUGUUGGCGACACUCCAGUUGACGACUGGUGGAGAGCUUUUGAAAUAAACGCCAAAGGAGCAUAUCUCGUGUCAAGAGAGCUCGUUAGGAGAACGUCGGGCCAAUCGUCGACCUUUAUCAAUACAGGAACUGCAGCAUCUUACUUCGCCAGCCCAGGGCAAUCUGCGUACACCAUGUCUAAGCUGGCCGUCAACAUGCUCCUAGAUCAGCUUCACGCAGAGUAUCCAGAAUUAAGGGUUUUUAACGUGCAUCCCGGAAUGGCAAAGAGUAGCGUUCUGCGACCUGAACUGGAGAUCUAUGCAAAAGAUACUCCUGAGCUUUUCGGUGGCCUCACGGUGUUUCUGGCUGGAAAUGAAGCCGAUUUCUUGAGAGGUCGAUUUAUUGCAGCAAAUUGGGAUGUGCGGGACCUAGUGAAGUACCAGGAACAGGUUGUAGCCGGUGGACUGUUGAAAUCACAGCCCUUCAAGGGCAAUAUAGGGGAUGGAGGCCAUUUUUCCAGCGAUUAA